Lymnaea stagnalis (great pond snail) is the source of this 13686-nucleotide messenger RNA. The record is from the annotation of a GenBank genome assembly. NCBI's taxonomy places the organism in Eukaryota, Metazoa, Mollusca, Gastropoda, Lymnaeidae.
UUUAUUUUAUUCCUUCGAAGUUGUAGUACCAUCGGGCACGGGCAUAAUCAGACUCACCAUACCUUUUUGAAUAAAUAAGAACUAUCCAUUCCAUCUGCUCAAAUUUUAACUUAGUCAUGCACUAUAACUAAGUAUAAGUGAUUAAAGUAGACAGAUUCAUUUAGUACCGUAUACAGAAUGGGCUCGAAUUCUGGCGAAAAAAUCAAAAUACCCGUGAGUGGCCGAGUUAGAGUUGCUCUUACUCUUAUUUAAUAUUUACUAUUCUAUAUACUAUAUACCUUAGUGAAUUUUAUUUUUUAAUUUAUAAAAUUAAUAAAUCACAAGAAGGUCCUAACUAUAACGUCUAGUUUAAAUUACUCACUAUCUACCAUAGAAUUGACAGGGUGGCACUAGACUGACUAGAGGGUGGUGAAUGGGUCCACCGCCAAGGGACCUGCGCUUCUACUGUACACAUCCCCCUCCCUCUUUUUUUUUUUUUUUUUUUUUUUUUUUUUUAUUUUGCCCUUGCCUUACUUAUAAUAAAUAAUGCUUAUAUUAUUAAUAUUAUAUAUUAAUAUUUCCAGGUUGUGAUAAUUCAUAGUUCCUAAUUUCCAGUUAACACAGUGUAUGAAUGUACCAAGUUAAUCAAAUGGUCAAUCAGUACAUUUACCUCAUUAUCCCUCCAGGUUCAACUGUGUGAAGAGAAGGGGCCAUCCAUAAAUUAAAUGAAGUCAAGUGUGUGUGUGUGGGGGGGGGGGUUUAGGUGGGUCACAUUUUUUUGACAAUGUGGGACAAAGGGGAGGGGGGGGGUUAAAGCAAUGUGACAUCAUGCAGAACAUUAUAGUAAAAAUAAUGCACUUAAUAACACUAAAUUAAAGACCCUUUUAACAUUAUUCUUUUAAACAAAAAUUAUAAUUAUUUGAUUUUCAAACUACAAUCACUGAGAGAAUCAGUACAUGUAUGCGAGGUCCGAGAAAGGGCAUCUGAUCAAGUUACAGGAUGUCAUGGAGGAGUAGAUUCGGGGUGUAGUGACUGACAGUCGUGAGAAUUUAUGUGGAAAUGUGGAGUUGGGAAUCAUAGAUUUGGGGGCUAACUCAGGACACUACCUUUUCACUUUCUUUAUGGAAAAAAAAAUAUUGGACUGGGGAGGAGGUGGGGGCGAUUUUAGCAAAUGUUCGAGGCCAGGGAUUUUUAAAUUUUUGCAGUGCUGCAUCCCCCCUCCCCCCCAAACUUCUAAAAAUCCCAACAUUGUAAAGGACAGUAGUGGUCAGAUGUACUUUUAUGGGGGGUAGGGUGCAGAGGUUUGUGACGUUAAAAUGGGGAGGGGUCUAACUUUUUGUGACAAUUUAAUUUGUGACAAUGGGGGAAAAAAGGGGGGGGGGGAUCCACAAAAUUUCCAUGACGUCAGUUAUGGAUGGCCCCGAAGACCACAUAGUCUGUGAAUAAUGAAACUGGUUCAAACAAAGAUUUAGGGGUGUCAUAUUCAUAAUAUUCUACGAUGUCAUGUUUGGUGUCAACACCAUCAGCCGUCAGCAAAAUCUUGCAUACCUCGACUUUGCAACUUGAUGUAGCCAUUAUACAUGUCAAAUGUCUAAUCUGUUUAUUCAUCAAAUAGAAAGAAGAACAAUUUACAUCUUAAAUGAUCACUGGAAAGAAAAAUUGCAUCAGGAACAAACAUUGAGCUUGUGUUUAAAGGACGACGCAAUAUGCGAAGAAAGGGGCAGUUUGAAUAUGAAUUAAGAGCUGAGAGAUGCUUCACGUCAGAAACCUUUUUUAGUCGAAAAGUCUUUUUCAAUUUUUGUGAUCUUUAAAAUGUUUUCCUACCUUGUGUACUAUGCUUUAUGCUGCUUUAACCUGAACUCAGUAGUCCCCAAAUGACACUAAUUGGAUGUUCUGCUAAUUGGAUUGUUUUUCAAAUAAUGCAAUCACGAAAAAUUAUUGUUGUCACCAUAGCAAGUGCAAAAAUAGUAUUUUAAAAUUAAAGUUGACAAAAAUUGCUUUGAGAUCAUCAUUGUCUUACAUGUAAGCCAUUUGAUUGAAUGGAUUUUCUACUUUCACAACUAACCCCUUCAUUACCGCUGGGAUUUUUAGGGGAGGGGGGGACGACAUCGAUUUUUGCUGACUUGGCAAUAAUUUUUUUUUUUUUUUUAAAAUUAAAAAAAAAAAAGAAAAUGAAAUUUUUUGUAUAUUUCAUUCUCUAUUCGAUUCGCUUUUUAACUUCUCUAUAUAUUAACAAAUAAGGAAAUAUAUAGCAUUGAAAUUUAACAUAGACUUGACAUCCUUGGUUUUUCAGAAAAGUUCUUUCGCUUUUUGUUAUGACGACACGUUAGCGUCCUUGGUAAUUGAAAGUGGGUGACCAUGACGUUGCAUAGACGUCGUCGGUAAGGAAGUGGUUAAACAAGACAUUGCUACCACCCUUGACAAUGAUGAACCAUCAAUUUUUUUCUUUUUAAGAAGCUACCAGAUUAUUGUCUUGAAAUCAAUUUUUUUACGGGUAUGUUAGCCCUAUCUGAUACAAAUAGGGCCUACUCAUACUCUUCUUCUACUUUAUUAGUAAAUUAUAAAUACUAAACUUUUUUCAGUGAUACACACAAAAGCAGGUCACAGGAAACAUUUUACGAUUAUUUUAAUUUUAGAUGAGUAUGCCAUUAAACAUUUUGAGUAAAUGGUCUGAAUAAUAAUAAGGGAAUCAUUGCCUUCAGUCUUCAGCCCAGUUACUAUUUUAAAAAUUUAAGAAUUUAGUUACAUGAAUUUUAAAUGCUAAAUAGUGUCAAAGCAGGAUAUGGGCAUGCCUAUAUUAAUAUCAAAGCAAAUUAUUGAAAUCAGACUAUAUGUAAAUAAAAUUAGUUAUGAAUAUAUACAAGUAUUUGAAUAUUGUAAACAAUUUGUUAAAAUAAGAAAGAUUUAAUUUCAUCAGCAAACAGAUAUUUGAAAACACCUAGUAAUAUAUCACAGGACUGAAGAAAAGAAAAAUAAUUGAAAAUAUAUAUUAAUAAUGUUUUGAGUGGGCAUACUGUCUAAAAACUAAUCUAAUUAUUUUAAAACUUGUUUGCAGUAUGAUGCAAUUGAAGAUCACAUACACUGCUCCAUUUGCCUGUCUGUGAUUAGAGGUGCUGUUUUAACCCCUUGUGGACAUCGUUAUUGCUGUCGUUGCAUAACAGAAUGGGUUGGACAGAAGCAUAACUGCCCUUGUUGUAACAGUGCUUUGACAACUUCUCAGUUUUAUUUUGAUGUUCAAUUUGAUUCCUUAGUUGGUGUGUUGGUUUUCUUUUUUGAUCAUAAGUUUAAUUUUUUAAGGGUAUACUCAGAACUCGGAUACAUGUUUAUAAAAGGGUUUAUAAAAUCCUUUAAUUAAAAAUUUUUUCUUUUAAAAAAUAUUUUAUUCUAUUAAAACUGUCUUUUCAUUAGUUAGACUUUUUAACUUGGCCUAUAGAUUUUGAUCAGGCACAAAUCAUGGUUUUUAAGGUGAGAUGGGCUUAACUUCUUAGGACUUCUACUUAUUAUAUUGUACUAUCACUUUACCAUAUAGACCUACAGACAAUUAUAAGUAACAAGGCCAAAUAGAGGGAAACUUAUUUUUAAGUUCAAAUGUUUUGCUCAUAACUUGUUUUGUUUUUUCGGUUGUGAUGAGUCCACCAACCAUUGCUGUAUCUGAUAUAAUGGGUGUGAUUGUCCGCCCAUCAUUGCUUUUAUCUGCUAUAAUAGGUGCGAUGGGCCCUACACCAUGUCGGUAUCUGCUAUAAAAAUAGUUAUGUCACCGCCCUAAAAUUGCCAACGUUAGUUUUCAACUCAUUUAAUUUAAAACUGUGACAAGAUAGAAACAAAAAUUAUUAUGCAAAAACAGAUGAAAGAAUUAAUUUUAAAAAAAGGUAGCAUCAGAUUAGAGUAAAAUUUUACACUUUUAUUGACAGAGGAUGUCCUAAUUCAAAGAGACAAAGCUGAAGAAGCUUUCUUUGACCAAAUGUUUCACCCAGGUGAGAUAUUUUCUCUUAUUUUUUUAUUAAAAGUAAGAGAUGAAUUUUCAGGAGUUAUUUAUUAACUAGAUUAUACCCCUUUGAAAAAAUUAUCAGUUCAUUAUUAAAAUCUAAAUCAAUGUACAGCUACCUCUAGAAAGGCAGACAAAAAUAAGCUUAUUUUUGCUAUUAAUCACAAUAAUGAAGAUAUUAUUAUUAUUAUUUGGUUUAGGGAGAAUACGCAUAAAUAUCAAUUAUAAAUGGGGGAAGAAACAGCAGUUCAUCCUCCACUGAUUGGCAAACAUCUGACCAUUUUUACCCACACUUGAGAAAUUAGCAUCUCAUCAUCAUCACGAAAAGGGAAUGUUUGUAGGUACAGCAAUGUUGAAUAGACCAGUGACAUUACCAGUUCUAGCGAGAAGUUGGCCAUUAAUGAAUAAAUGGAAGCAUCAAAGGCUGAUGCACCCAAGUGUUUCAAAACACAAGUCCCAUAUUUUUCUCUCAUCAUCGGCUCAAUAAAAUGUUAACACCGUAAUGAGAAAUUUUAAACCUAAAAAUAAACAUUAUUAAGAUAUAAAUUGAAAGCCCUUUGCUUGAGUAUCUGACACCCAUAUGAGGAGAAGAAAAUCAAGGUUUCCAUAAUCAUUGUACAAAAGUAUACCUUUGGAUUUAAUUAAAAUAUAGGAUGAAUUCAAAAUGCACACAAAUUGUUCAACUUUUUAUUUUGCAAGGAAUAUUUAUUACAUGUUCAGUCAGAUGAAGAAAUUGGCAAAUUAUUUUAUAGUGCUUUUUAAAAUUUUAUUAUAUUUAAGCAGUCAUAGAUGCUGCUAACAAAUCUCCAUUUGAGGAAAUACUUAAAAGUAAGUGUUUUUGUUUUGAGAAAAUAAACUGGUGUUUCUUUUACAAUAAUUAUUUUGGCUAAUUUACUUUAAAGUGGACAUAAAAUAAUAUUAGAUAGCUUAGAAUCUAGUGAAGCUAGUUAUUUAUGUAAAUCAAUAAAAUCAUGUAUCCAUCUCUUAACAGUAUAUUCUUUAUUGGCAUGUUAAUGUUUUGUUCUGUUUUUUCAUAUUCUUGAUAUCGAUUACUAACUGAAUAGCCAUUAGUGCAUUGUUAUUUUAAAAUUUAGAAAUAUAACUUAUAAAUUAUUUGUAUUUGCCGCAUAAUUAUUUUUAUUAUUAACAGCAACAAAAAAAAAAAAAUGAUUUAGAAACCCAAGAAUCCACAGCACAAUUUCAUUGUAAUUUAACUUUCAGAUGAGGCAUUCAUUUGCCACAAUAUCUUACAUCAGUGGUUCUCAACCUUUCAAAUGCCGCGACCCUUUAAUACAGCUCCUCAUGUUGUGGCGACCCCAAACCACUAAAUUAUUUACCUUCAUACUUUAUAUCUGUAGAGCAUAUGUGUUUUCAGAUUGUUCUAGGCGACCCCCGUGAAAGGGUCUUGUGACCCCCAAAGGGGUCGCGACCCACAGGUUGAGAACUGCUGCCUUACAUGAAUGUUUGUUCACUAGCAGCAGGCUGAACCCACAAAGAAUAAAUAAUAUCUUAACUAUGAAGAUAGUAUGAUGUAGGCCAGAGGCACCACUAGGGUUUGUGUCACCUGGUAAGGUAAACUUAUGCCCCCCCCCCCCCCCCCAAUUUUUUUUCCUUCGGAUCCAUCCCUACACUUGGUGAGACUUUCCCCUGGCAUAGGCCAGAUUUAUUGAUGUGGAGAUGGUUGUUAAAACUAAAAGUAAAGAAGCUUUUAAUAAAAUACUUAAAAAUCUUUAAAAUCUUAAUAAUCAAUGAGCUUAUGAAAUAUUUCAAUGUAUUUUUUAUAGGACACAUGAAAACCAGUUUACUGUCACAUCAAAGGUAUUUUGAUGUAAGUUAAAAUCAAUUUUCUCUUUGAGCUUUUGUUCAACUUAACUUUAAAAAAAAUAUAAUUUAUUAAAUACUUAUUUAAAAACUUUGGCUAAUUAUUUCUCAUUCAAAAGUUGAAAAAUGUCAUGAAUAUAAUUAAAAAACUAUUUGCAGUCUUUAUACUUGAAUUUUUUUUAGGCGAAUAAUCUUGAAUUUUUAACCAUUUGUCUUCCAAAUUUCCUUAUGCCAUUUUAAGAUAGGGAUUAAUUGCUGUCAAGUUUUCAUGUGGGAUAUUUUUUUUACUUCACAAGUAGUAAACUAUAUCUCUUGACAAUUGACAGACUUUUUUUUUACAGCUUAAAGUAAUAAUUUGAAAAGAUUUUUUACCUGGAGGUUUACUGAUAAAGUUCUAAUCAUCAAUGAUGAGCAGAAAACCAAUUAAGAAAUAUGAUGAAAUGUUGAGAAUUUUCCCACUAAAAUGAAGCCAUAGAUAUUUCAAUCUGGUAUGGUUUAAACUAGUGGAGAGAAUACAGUAACUGGGAGGAGGUAAAAAAAAUGAAGUUUAAAUUAUAAAUUGAAAACUCAUUUUUUUGGUCCCUUUUAAAUUAAUACAAAUAAAAAUACUAAACUGCUUAUGUAAAAUGCAUCGACUAACAUUUUUAAAUUACUUUUUUCUUACUUCUUUAAUUUAAAAAGUUAUAUCUUUUUUAUGUUAUAAUUAAAAUAACCCACAGAAGCUGAGAGAAGAAUGUCACCAAAAGCUAGCACUUCUUGACAAGGGGUUAAACAACUGUUUUCAAGUUGAUGAUGUACCCAGUAAUGCAGAUUUGUUGAAAGAACAUUUACAAAAAAAUCUUGAAGAGAGCGAAAAACUGGUGGCAGAUGCUUUUGACAGGUUGCUAUUUUAUUUUAAUUUCUUAUAAAACAAUACUCACAAAUCAGACUCAGGACUGUUACUAAUUUUAUUUAAGAAGUUUCUGCCUAUGCUGAAACAAUUUAUUAAGUAAAAAAUGGGAUAUGUUAUGUCCUCAUGCAGCCCUCAACACUGGCGGUUGCAUGAUGCAACUGCCAAGCAAAUCUACUUCUGUCUUUCAGCUCUUUCUGUAGGAACUGUCUGCUUGGUCAGAAUUCUGUUCCAAAUAUUGCUAUGUGCCAUGUGUGCCAUCAGACAGGAAUGGGCCUUUGCUAGAGACCCAAUGAGAUAAUAAAUUAAAUUAUUUUGUCUAUUCUACCUAUGCUGCUGUCUAGGAAUGAAUGAAGCUUUAUGCUCACUGUAAGUUAAGAUCAAUCCAGAAACUUUUUGCAAGGGAUGGGUAUUUUGAAUUUCACUUACCCUCUUCGGCAGCCUUAUCACUUCUCAAUAAGAUUUUUUGGACAUAUUUAGAAUUACAUCCUAUAAUUUUGUUUGUUUGUUGUAUGGUAUCUAAUUUGUAUAAAAGCUACUUGAAUCUAAAUUGUCUAUGUAUGUAUUUAUAAAAAAAAAAAUGUUUCAGGUAUUUAACUGAAAAUGUACCAAGCAUAGAAGUUCUCCCAGUUAAGGUGUCUGUGUAUAUAGCCGACAAAGAUGUUAGAAUAACAGAUGUUAUUUUAAAACCAUCUGAAAAGUAAGUGGCAUAUUCCUGAAAGCAAUGUUUUAAAUAAUUUCUAAAAAAAUUACUGAUGCUUCGAGAAUAUAUUUUAUAAAUGCCAUUAUAAGUGCUUUAAAAAUUAGGAUCUACUGCCAAAAUGUUUUUGUUUAAUAAAAUGCAUAGUACCUGGCCUGGAAAAAUCUGUUUUAAAAGCAAACAAAUCUGCUCAAAGUAAACUAAGAGAUAAUAUAUAAAAUUUGCAUUUUUGUUAAUAUUUAUAAUAAGGCUAGCACCAUUUGAUGAUUUGAAGGAAAGUGAAUCGUAAAUGUCCUUUGACAAUCGAUUUAUAAAUAGGGCUUAACAUAAUGGUUUUGAGUCUAUUAUGUUAAUUUUAUUUUGUACAAUUUAUUUGACUGUCAUCACAAAGUUUGUCUGAUAUCAAACCAUUCAUUGAGUCUGCCAUGCAAGAGAGAUGUGACGAUAUAAUCUCCUGGCUAGAUGAUGGCGGAAUUCGACUACUCUUCAGGUAAUUUUUUGCUUGUUUUCUAGUAAAUUGUUUUAAAUAUAAAAUAUGUGUACACAUAAUUAUGAGAAUUGUCUGCAACCAAUUGUUUUUUUUAAAGGGGGAUAUUUAAAUUUUUUUGUUAAUCUUUUUAAACAUCAACCUUUUGACUCCCAUGAGCCAAACGGCACUGGCCUGACGAUUUUUCGUUUCUAUCCCAUAAGCCGCAAUUUAAUAAUAAUUUUGUAAAAAGCUGAAGUUUUUUUAAAGGUUUGAUUUCACGUUGCUGUGUUGGGUGAACCAUAUUGCUUUGUGAUUUUGUGAGCUGUUUCAUGUUUACAGCCUGAUUUGUUUAUUUUGAUUGAGUUUUCGAUCGCCUACUUGCUGACUUUGUAGUACAAAUGAGUCAAGUGGCUCAGGCACAUGCCCCACUAGAGAUUUACUGCUAGUAAAGCUCUAGAACAAAUUCAAAUACUGCGUCAUGAUAAAACAAAUAUUAGGUUUACAUCUCACGCAUCUUUGUAAGAAAAAUGUUGACAACCACUUGUUGAAAGUUGGUGUAACAAAGGUAUUAUUGGUGGCCUUCAGAAACUUGAAAUGUUUACUAAUACUUAUAAUAGUAGUAAAUGUACUGAGGUCAUCCACCUUCAAACAACUGACUGAAAAUUUAUCAGAGUAUGUGGAUGACAAGCCUCGGUUACCUAAACAGGGGCUAGAAGUUGACAGCAAAGCAGAUAAUUUAUGUUGUAACAAAGUUACAGUGUUAAUCCAAGUCUACAUCACACUACACAAACUCAAAGAUAGAUUGUCUUAUCCUCAUGAGAGAUGACAUUUCAUGGUGGAUAUUAUUAUAUGUGUGCAAAAAAAACACUUCAGUACUAAAGAAAUCACUACUCAGUGUUUUGAAAUUUCAAGUGUGUAACCAGACAGGAUUACAAAAUUUUUAGCCAUUCAAAUCACCAUAGGAUAACACCCAAAGCCUAAUAGACUAAUACUCAAAUGUGUCUGUAAUAGUACAUCAAGAUGAUGAAUCAAAAGUGACUUUAGUUAAUACUGAAUGUUCUCCAUUGUUAUCCAAGGAGCCAGCAAAAAUAGAGCCUUUAUUGAAUCCUUCUUAUGAUUCUGGGAUUAUCCAAUUAUGACAGUUUAUGGCAGUUUAUCAACAGUUGAUGAUGGCAUAGUGAUUUGAUUCAAAUUCAGGUGGAGAUAUCAGAAGUACAAUAACUAAAGGAUCAAAACUUUCAGUUUAUGCGACAUGGUCUACACGGAAGACAUACUAUGGCCAUAAAGUAGCUGUAGUCUGAAUGAACAUCUUUAGCUAUUACUGUCCAUGAUUCAUCUACAGUCUAUCAUCCUGAUAUUGAUCCAUGAUUCUUCACUGGCAUCAAUGUCUUUUAUUUUAAAACCAUUGUAAGAGGGUUAUAAUUUUACUCAUGGUAAUGGUAAUAUGAUUAGGUUGUGUUUAUUGUAAUUUCGCUCUGAUUUUUUUAAUCCUUGGUUGUGUUUUACUAAAAAGUGGGCAAUUUUUUAAAUCAAUUUUGAAAACAUUUAGAUACUUUAGAGUUCAUUAGAUUUAUUAUCAGUUAAACAAUGCUAAGAGUGAUUGUUGAAAAGUUGUAAAUUAUAAAGUGCUGGUGUUUUGCAGAUUUUCAGUAAUUUUAUAUUUGUGAAUUAUUUGCGUCUAUUUUUGUUCUUGCUUUUGUCAAUGAUUUUUUAAAAUUGAUUUGUAGUCCAAAUUUAUAUCAAAGUCAUAUUUAGAAAAGAACAUUCAAUUCCCUUUCCAUUGAUAUGCAACACCUGGGGCCUAUCUCUUAUUUGAAUCUCAGGAUUUAGAUUUAAGUUCAACAGUGGUCUUGUUUUUCUACUGUGUCUGAGAGAGCUUGGUAAAACCAUGGACAUACUCUCAGGAGUCAAAGAGUUUAAAGUAUUUUUCCACAUGUUGUUUUGGCUCAGUUAACAUAACUCAUGCUUUUUAAACCUAAAAUUAUACUAUUGUGUAUUGAAUCCUUGAUAUCAAAAGGUGCAAAAAUAUUACACUGUCAUCAACCCUUAAAUGUCUUGUUCAUAAUACAGUAUGCACACAUUUUUCGCAAGUUUAAGUUAUUAAGAAUAAGUCCUUCAGGUUUAUUAUUAGCUUCUGAUAAAAUAACCCAUAAUAAUAAAGUUGAUCAUCUGUAAAAAGUUUUUUGCCUUAUGUCAGCCCCCCACCCCCUUCAGCCACAUGAAGAAAUUUGUAUGGGUCUGCAAGCUCCACAUUAUUUAAUAAUUGGACGCUAACUGUUAUUUGAGAAUUGUUUGGGUAGUAUGAAUGCUUUCCUCCUUUCCCAGGAGUAGCGGUUUCAUCAAAAAUCCUUUAUUCAGGGAAACUGAUUGAGCCACCUCUUUGGCUACCCCUGAUCAGGUAAAGGGUCCCCCUAAUCCCCCUUUAUCUUGUCAAGGUUAUUUCUUUUAAGGGUUUAAUGCUGCCCAAUGAGCCUAAUUUUCCUUGGCAGCACACUGUCUAUAGGUUCUUACUUAAAGUUGGACAUCCCUGCUUUAAGUUUGAGUUCAAAAUUUCUGAAUUGCAAUUACCCUUUCCCUGCCCAUGACUGAUUUCUGUUGGUUUUACAUUUUUUGUUCCAGUCCCCUUGCCAAAAGUUCUCACUACAACAUUGAUGAAGUCUGCAAGAACUUACCAAAGAGAAAUGAUGUACAUUCUUUGAAUUGGGAUUCACGACCUAUUUUCCAGUGCAACAUGGCAAGAAUCAAUUUGAAAUUGUUUAAUUGUUACUUUAGAAGUUGAUAUUUCAAAAUUCAUUUAAUGGUUACCUUAGAGUACAACUUUUUUUUUUUGAUGUGCUUCAAUAACACAAGUCUCUUAUGAAGGUUUUUUGGGUUGGUUAAAAAAAAAAUAUAGUUCAAAUCUUUCAGCGACCUGGAAGUGAAAUAGUACUCCAAGGAGUGUUCAAGUCCCAGAGUGAUGUUCCAAAACAAUGUUUUGUAAAUGUUUUUAAUACAAGUGGACCACAAUCUGUUGACUACUUCUCUUGCAAUACAUGUAAUGUUAAAUGUAAGUACACUAAUAAUAUUGUCAUAAAAAUAUAAUUAAUGUGACAGCAUAGCAUAUCUUUAUUAAUCAAUAUGGUUUGAUUUCGGUAAAACUGAGUGCUAUAUGACUAUAUGUCUUUAAAGUUCAAAGUGUAAAGCUCUUUUCUAUAAUUUGAACAUCUUGAGAUUUGCAGUGAAUUGCUACACGCCACAAAACUAAAAAGCUUAAAAGUGUAAAAAAAAAAGUACAAUGAUAAUUUUGAAAAAAAAAAGUUUUUAUUUGAAAAUUUCUGUAAAUAUGUUAUGAAACAUAAGCACUUAAUGAUGUUUUAAAAUGCAUGAGGAAAAACAAGAAAUACAAGGGGCAAAGAUACUCUGGGCAAACCAUAUUGUAAUAAAUUUACCAGUUAAACAACUUCCUUCAGAUUUAAAAGGAUAUCUCGGAUUAAUAACUGAAUAUGAUAUUUAAUAAAGAUGGUUCUUUGAAAUAAUCUACUUUAAAUUUUGGGUUCAAAGAUGUUGCAGUUAUAUUCAAACCACCAACCCUUGCACAUGUCGAGCGUCAUAAAAGAUAUUUAAAAUAUAUUUGUCUAUAAAAUAGCUAAUCUACAUGUUUAUGUGAUUCCAUAGCACUUUAUUUUGUUCAUCUGUUUCUUUCAUAUUUUUUAAUAUGCUAAAAGAAAAAUCACUGAUUAGGGUUAAAUAUACUUUACUAUACCUUCUAUUGACUUAUGAAUAUAAUUCAGGAUUAACAGGUUUGAUACAAUCUCACAUAUUUCUUAAUAACAAUAUUGUAACUUUCUACAAACAGGGAUUUGUAAAUCUUGCAUACAGUGUUGUCAUAAAGGUAAGAAAUAGGGAUGUACUUGGCCAGUGAUAUUUCGGUUGAUUAAUAUCUGAAGUGUUUGUUCAUUUUGCCUCAACGUCCAUUUCUAUUUAAAAAAAGAAAUAAAAAAGUUGCAUUAAAAUUACUUAUUAUCUUUGUGUUUUUUUUAAUAACAAAAUGUAAAAUUAAUCUGCUUGACCAAUAAAAGUGAUAUACAUUUGCUAAUAAGUUAAUUGUUGAGCUAAUAAGUGUAUAUUCAUUUUUUUCUCCAAUAUUAUUAUUACCAAAUAAUCUUACCAUAUGUUAAUGUUAUACAAACGAUUAUAUUUUUCUUCCCUUCAGACCACAAUGUGAUGCCAUUUGUGAUGAAUCAUGUUCCAACAUGGUAAAUGUUCAUUUUUUUUGUGUUCGCAUAUUUCCUUGUCCAUCAGUGGUGUAACUAAAAUGCUGUGGGUCCCUACAGUGCUUAAAUGAGGGUUCGUAGAUGAGGGUUGGGGGGUUUGGAGGUUAGGAGAGCUUGACCCAACCAAGUAAAUAAUAAAAAUACAUGUGGGUAUAAAAAUAGGAACUUAGGAUAUUUUUAGAUGAUACCAAGUUUGAUCCAUUUUUCUCAACAUGUGAUUGAAUGUGGGUCUAGAUGACCUAAAGAGAUGAUACUAUAUAAUAAGAGUAAGCCCUCUGUUAAUUUCAACCUAUCUUGGAUCUUGACUCUGUUUAUGGUGAGCCAUGUUGGCUUUUUGGUCAUCAAAAAAAAAUUUAAAAUGAAUCAGUGCAAGUAAAACGCAAAAUUAUCAAUCGUAAUGACCAUCAGGUUUAGUGAAGUAACAGCAUAGAAAAACUUGCUGUGGGGCACACCUCGAAACAGAUUAAGUUUACAAAUUUAACUUUUAAAAUCAUACCUUGAUGAAAAAUGUUUGUUUAAAUAAUUUCUCUGAUUUUUUAUUUUUAAAAGACUUCUUAGAUUUAUUUUAAAUCUAACCACGUAUUUAAUUAUUUGUAAAUAUGCUAUAGUAAUUGAUAGUGAUACUUUAAAUUAUGUACUUAUAUUUUUUCCUAUUAGGGCAUGUUGCUAUUGUCCAAAGAAAAAAAUGUGCUUAAUUCAAGACAAAUGAAAGACACUACCUAUAAAGCUGGAUAAGUGUGGAUGAUACUGUUGUAACCUCAACUAAGAUUUUCAUAUUUUUUUAGGUUGUAGAUAUUGUUAGGCUCACAUCUAAAAUGAAUACACCAGCCUUCCAGAAAAUUUAAGCGUCUUCUUAGUAUAUAUUUAGAACCUUUAUAUAUAUUUUUUUUUUUUUGCAUCUACAAAUAUUUUUUUAUAAUGUGAUUUUUUCAUGUUUAGAAAGAAGACUUUAAUUUUCAUUUCAUCCUAAAUUAUUGGUCACUGAAACAUAUGAUUUAUUUUUAAACAUAAUAAAAUAACAAAACUGAAAACUGAAAGAAAAAAAAAACUUAAUGAAAAGUGUAAAAGAUUUAUUUUGGAUCAUGUGAGAACCUGCAUCAAAAUGAAAGAGAUUAUUUCUGCCCUCAAAUCAUUGCACCAAUGUGGAACUUAUAUUAAUACUAUGACAGGGAGAGAUGCAAAUGAUUUGCAGCUGGGUGGUUCAGUGAGGAUCUAUGAAUGAUUGUGGAUGUGCAAUGUGAAUGAUUGUGUGACUGUCACAGUUUGUGUGUGUAUAUACAUAUGUCAGUACUUUUCCCCCUUUCCCAUAUGCAAAUUCUUCUUAUCCCCUCCCACCCAAGUAUGUGACUAUGGUUGACCUCAAAGUUAAAAUAUUUUAGGGGAAAAGCAAAUACCAAAUGUGUAUUUACAGUUAUGAUUAGAAUUGUAGUCAAAUGUGCAUAUCAAAAAUAUUUAUUUAUUAAAAAUUUAAUAAUUUUAUGGGGAAAAUUCAGGUUAAGCUUAGAGAAUGUUAUUUUAAUGGCAGAUGAGAUGUGAUCAUGUGAUCUUUUUAAAAUAAAUAACACUUAAUGUCUUAAUGUGUUUUUUAUU